CCUCAUUAGAAAUAAAUGCACCCUCCUUGAUCUCUGUUUCUUACAAUCAGAGCAAUGACAAUGGACACGGUGAUUUCCCUCUUUGUUCUUUCAACAUUAGCGCAGCUUGUGGUACCUGAGGUUCCCUCUGUGACCUCAUUCGGAGCUGUAGUGGAGAUGGUGUCAGGGGACUCAAGGAUCUUCUCUGAGGAGAGUGUCCGGCUGAGAUGCAGUGUUCCUGAUCCCCACAAGUCCAGCUGGAAUUACUUGUGGUUCAGGGGAUCUGAGCAGCUAGCACACUCUGGGGAGCACUUUGUUUUGUGGAAAGCUAAGGUUAAAGACAGUGGGAAAUUUUAUUGUCAGGGAGUGAGGGACACAGUGGUGGGAAACAUAUACACCCUCAAAAGUCUGCCUGUGGAGAUCAAUGUGGAUGGAGGGUGGGCCAUUCUGCAAGUCCCACAUCAUCCUGGCCUUGUGGGACACACCUUAAAGGUGACAUGUCGUGUCCGAGGCAACCCCCCAAUUCAUGAGGUGAUUCUGUACAAAGAUGGCAUUGAAGUAAUGAGACAAACGGGCCUAAAUCCACAUUUCUACCUGAUCAACUUGACUCCGAAGGACCAAGGGAUGUACUCCUGUCGAGCUUCCUGGGACAUAGAAAGACGUACACGUUCUGUAAUUUCAGCUGAUGCACAAGUGCAGGUCUUAGAGGUUCUGUCACAGCCAGUUUUGGAGAUUGUUACCGCCAACAGCCUGAUUCCAGCAGGCAAGAUGAAACUCAUCUGCCACCUCCAAUACAACGCCCCCAAUCCUGCCCCACCAAUUCACUACUAUUUCUACAAGAAUAACAACCGACUGGGAACAGCAACCUCUGAGAACCAUAAUCUGGUCAGACAGAGUCCAGGCCUAUACAGCUGCAAGGCCAAGGUGCCUCAGUUGGGCCUCUCCAGGUGGAGUGAGCUCAAAACGUUUGGACAAGUGACAGGACCACAGAUGCUGAUGCCUCCAAGUUUUCAUCCCAGAGACCAAUGGCCUUUAGCUCCCCCAGUCUCAUCCUCAGACCUCAUCCUGCUUCCUGCACCUGAGCCAGCAGCAGCCCAGCCCUCCCCUCACCGAUCCACUGCAGCUCCACCUUUUAUUCAGCCUUCUGAAAUGAGCACCCAAUUCUCAGAUCCUCCGCUGAAGCAUUCACAGCUAACUCCAAGCACUCUGAUGUAUUCAGUCCAGUUUAUCAACCAAACGGCGACCCCUACCAGAGCUAAACCUGUCACUUUAUCUCAGGAAACUGGUGAAAUGUCUGGUGACAUGCCCGAGGAAUCCGUUGACAUGACUAUGGAGUCUGGUGGCAUGCCUGGGAAAUCUCCAGGCAUUGUCAUAUACUGACAAGUUAUCACGCAUUAUAGACUCUUGGAGAAAUUAACGAUCCUAAAACAGAGUUAUAACGUCUCUAUCUGAUAUUAAUCACACACCGCCAUUGUACUGCCAUUGCACACUUUGUAUAUGAUUCACUGUGCAGUGUUCAUUUUACAGCUUACCAAGUAUCAACUUCAUGAUCUCAUAUGUGGAAAACUAACUAGAUAUGUAGUGUUGAGUGUAAUAACUAAUGCCAUAUUGGUUAAAGCAAAU
Messenger RNA from Toxotes jaculatrix (banded archerfish), 1602 nucleotides. RefSeq names its product high affinity immunoglobulin gamma Fc receptor I-like. Lineage: Eukaryota; Metazoa; Chordata; Actinopteri; Toxotidae. The record is from RefSeq and is a predicted model, not a curated record. The coding region runs from base 55 to 1359 and encodes 434 amino acids. Gene Ontology annotation, biological process: cell surface receptor signaling pathway. The transcript is spliced from 6 exons. Gene Ontology annotation, molecular function: transmembrane signaling receptor activity.